Odobenus rosmarus divergens (Pacific walrus) is the source of this 2070-nucleotide messenger RNA. It is a transcript of the gene GAS2L3, whose product is annotated as growth arrest-specific 2 like 3. The transcript has 8 exons. Gene Ontology annotation, cellular component: actin filament. The record is from RefSeq and is a predicted model, not a curated record. The coding region runs from base 1 to 2064 and encodes 687 amino acids. Gene Ontology annotation, biological process: actin crosslink formation. Gene Ontology annotation, molecular function: actin filament binding; microtubule binding; cytoskeletal adaptor activity. NCBI's taxonomy places the organism in Eukaryota, Metazoa, Chordata, Mammalia, Carnivora, Odobenidae.
AUGCAACCUGCAAUUCAAGUGUGGUUUGGAGAAGACCUGCCUCUAUGUCCACGGAGUCCUCUGACCCCCAGACACGGGCCAGGCUUGGCCGAUGUUUGUCAGUAUGAUGAGUGGGUAGCUGUGAGGCAUGAAGCCACCCUGUUGCCCAUGCAAGAAGAUCUGUCAAUCUGGCUAUCUGGUUUAUUAGGUACUAAAGUUAAGGCAGAAAGAUUAUUGGAAGAACUUGAUAAUGGAGUACUAUUAUGCCAACUGAUUGAUGUUCUUCAAAACAUGGUAAAAGCUUGUGACUCUAAAGAACCCAGGAAUUUUCCAAUGAGAAAAGUGCCCUGUAAGAAAGAUGCUGCCUCAGGUUCAUUCUUUGCUAGAGACAAUACUGCAAACUUCCUUCACUGGUGCAGGCACAUUGGGGUUGAUGAGACUUACCUCUUUGAAUCUGAAGGUUUAGUUUUGCACAAAGAUCCAAGACAGGUGUAUCUUUGUCUUCUUGAAAUUGGUCGAAUUGUGUCAAGAUAUGGGGUUGAGCCACCAGUAUUAGUAAAACUUGAGAAAGAAAUUGAACUAGAAGAGACCUUACUUAAUACUUCUGGGCCUGAAGAUUCCAUUAGCAUUCCGAAAUCGUGCUGUCAGCAUGAAGAGCUGCAUGAGGCUGUUAAACAUAUUGCUGAGGACCCUCCUUGUAGUUGUUCCCAUCGAUUCUCUAUUGAGUACUUAUCUGAAGGACGGUACCGACUUGGGGAUAAAAUACUCUUUAUAAGAAUGCUUCAUGGAAAACAUGUCAUGGUCCGUGUUGGUGGAGGCUGGGAUACACUUCAAGGAUUUUUGCUUAAAUAUGAUCCCUGUCGAAUAUUACAGUUUGCUACACUAGAACAAAAAAUUCUAGCCUUUCAAAAAGGAGUUUCCAAUGAAAGCGUACCUGACUUGUCUGCCAGAACACCUCAGCCUCCUGAAAUGAAUCCUUUGUCAGCUGUUAGCAUGUUUCAGAAACAAAAAUCAAAACCUGGCACGCCAGUUGGUAUUCCAAGAAGCAAAGAAAAGCAGGUACAUCCACCAGGUGGGUUGCUGCCUGCAUCUUCCCUGAAAGGAGGGAAUCUGGGCUCCGUGUCAGUCCGUUCCAAAUUGCCAAAUUCUCCAGCAGCGUCUUCUCAUCUUAAGCUCAAAUCUUCAAAAGGCAUCACAAAGAAACCACAGGCUCCUUCAAACAAUGCAGUAGGUAAAAGCACUUCUUCACCCGCCUCAUCAAGAACCACGCCUUGUGAAUCUCAGUCAGUGAGAAAACGUAUCUCAUCACCCAAUACUCCUCAGGCCAAGCUUGUUACGUCCCAGAAGCCCAGACAUGUGCCUGAGUCUGCACUUUUGCCAAAUAAGUCUUCUGGAAAAACUGAACCAAAGCAUUUGAAACACAUUCCCGUACCUUCCAGGGAUAAUGCAGAGUCUCACUCCGCGGCACAUUCAAAUUCAUCAUCAAAGCGUCCAAAGCCACCUAAGGCAAAUAUAUACGUAAGGCCUAAACCUUCCCCCUCUCUCCAUUCCCCUGCAAAAAUGACAAAAUCCAGUUCUAAAACUAUACCCACAAGUCUAGGAACACGAUCGCAGCCCCGUGAUGGAGCCCCCCAAGCCGGGGCAAUGCCAGCACAGAAACUUAAGUCAGCCUUAAAUGGGAACCAGCCACUCUCCGUAUCCUCAGUUGUACACACAGAAGUUGCACAGGAAUCAAAAGAUAAGAAUAUGGGUUCAGUUGCCAAAAAGCAGCCCCAGAAUAAAAGUCCAUCCCAGAAGAUGGGACCCAGCUCCUCGAAGUCCCCUGGCCGUACUCCACUGUCCCUCAUGAGUCUUCCCCAGUCCUCUGUCAAGACACCACCUGUACCAAAGUCAGCACAGACUGCCACUAAGAGCCAGUAUUCAGCUAAAGGGCCUCCAAAAAGUGGCAAAGCCCCAGCUUCAACCAGGAAACCACCCUCAUCUGGUAAGGAAGCAGUUAGUGGAGAUAAAAAACCUACCGCAAAGAAAAAGGAAGACGAUGACCAUUAUUUUGUUAUGACUGGAAGUAAGAAACCUAGGAAAUAAAUACAA